Messenger RNA from Triticum aestivum (bread wheat), 2162 nucleotides. RefSeq lists its product as uncharacterized. Bases 276 to 2162 code for a protein of 628 amino acids. Lineage: Eukaryota; Viridiplantae; Streptophyta; Magnoliopsida; Poales; Poaceae. The record is from RefSeq and is a predicted model, not a curated record. The transcript has 3 exons.
AAAACUAGCUAGGGUAAAUAAAAGGAAUAGAGGCAGGGACGCCGCCGGCCUCCACAAGCCGACCACUACGCAUCCCACCGAAAUCUUGCUAUGUGUUUUCGCAGGUGGAGCCUUGGCACCCGCGGCAGCCGCCUUUGCUGCGGCCUUAGCUUCGGCAGCGGCCAGACCGGCACCAGCAUCCCUGAUGACCCCAUAGCCCAGCAACGGAUCUAUGGUCCGGAUAAUCUAGGUAAUUGGGACGACGAACUAGCGGCGGACCAAGAUCUGGAAGGGGGAUGAAAAAGGAGCUCAUUGCCAAGAUCCAGCGCUACUACGACCGGGUGAAGAUCAUCGACGAAGGCUUCUGCUUCGGCCUACUAGAUCCGGUCUCCAACAUCGUCGUUAGCGAAGCAAUCGCCCAAACCGACCUGGCCCUAGCGGUGGAGGAGAAAGAGGAGGACUACUCGCGUGGUCAUCGGAGGCCGAUGCUACGGUGCAUUUUCGAGCGGUCGGUCGACGGCCUGGUCGCCUUCCUGGUGGCCCUCUUCCCCUACCUCACCAACUACAGGGCCGUGUGGUAUCUCAACAAGGCCGAUCUGGACCCCCUCGUGGCUGCCGGGCUCGUCAUCCAGCACCGCGGGAUGGAGCGGACCUUCGGUUUCCAGUCUGACACGACCGCGGCCGCCGUCGGAAUGGCGCUCAGGUGUGCCGCCUCCGCCGCCCAGCACCACGACCCGCGGAAGUUUGCUCUGGCGUGGAAGAUACUGUCCCCUUCAAUCUGCAAGAUCAACACACUGCUUUCAUCCCCCUACGCAGCCCGAGACCCCGCUCUGAUCAUCGACAUCUGGGAACUACUUGAGCGACCUGAACCACCUGCUCUUGCCCUGGAGGAAGCCUGGGAGCUUGCCUCUAAACGACAUGGAAGCAACCUGAAUAAUAAUGCAGAGAUGGAGCUGCAGGUACCGCUGCUGCCGACUUUGAGGCGUGUGCUUCUCGCCACCAUCCAUGGAUACUAUCUGGAGGCUCUUGCCUGGCUGCCCAAGGACAAACUGCGGGGCUCGCACCAGUACCUUUACAGCUUGCUCCAUGCCGGCCACUGCUACGGGCCGCUGGACCCCGUCUCCAACAUCAUCGUGAAUACCCUCUGGUAUGCCCAGGCCUACCCUCUAACGCUAGAGAAAAAGAUCGAGAUCGAGGCCAUGAGCACCAGAGCCCUGCUGCGGAUCGCACUCCGAUCCCUAUAUGGCCUCAUCUCCUUCCUCUGCACACGCCACCCCACCCUCACGCCGGGCGAAGCCAUGCAACGACUGCAGCUGGCCGGGGCCUAUCUCCAAAAUGCCGAUGAUUGCGAUGGUGGUGUGGAAGAAGCCGAAGCCUACGCGGCUGCUGCCAAUGCCGCACGCCACCCCAAACCUCUUGAACAGGCCCACUUCCUCGGACCAUCUAAUUCCAUACUCAAAGGCUUCUCGGAUCUCCUCGAGCACAACGAACCUGCCAACGUCCGCCCAUUGUUUCCGGGCUACUUCCAAGCUCUUGCCAACUGCAAACCUGCACAAGAAGCAAAAAACACCAACGUGUUAGGCCCCUGGACUUACAAUGAUGUAAUGAGAACGAUAGGCAACUUCUGGAACGAGCACAAUAGCGCCGUGGGAAUGGCGAAAUCUGCGAUCGAGAUGCACAACAAGAAACAACACCAGGUACAACCCAGCUACGAGGUUCAUGUCGUCUGCGGUGUCAAUGAUUAUGCGGGUGGCCGUGCGAACCCAACGAAGCCCUUCGAUGGCACGUGCCUUUGCUCCCACAUCAACUUCCUCGCCACCCAGACCGCAACAGGCACAUCUCCAGAGCUCUUCUUUGCCGAGUGUAGCAACGUCGGCUCUAAGGAGGUGCUGUUGUGCUGUCCUGUGGCUAUGCAACUUCCAGGCACUGAGCAAGUCCGUUGCCUUUACUGUGAGUCCAGAGGGAGGACCAUCGUGCACCCGACCAAGGAGAGUUUCCUGGGGCGUGAAAGAGAGUUUGAGAAGAUGUUCCGCGGCGAAGGAAAGCGCGCCAACAAUGAAAUGAUCUCUGAGAGCUAUUACAUAACCUUGCGUUUGGAUAAUCUGGAGGAGGACCGGAUCUACGGCGAUUACAGCUGCGACCCUGGACUCCAAGAGGAGGUGCCAUUCGAUGACAUAAAUUAA